ACGUUGGCAUUUUUCAUUGCCGUCGAUGGGAUUCUCCUACAGCUCUGAUUGAGCUCGCUGCUCUGUUUGUUGAGGCUGGUGGAUGUUUUUGUGAGGAUAGGUGCUACUCCUCUUUCUGGAGCCAAUCAGUGACAAGGUCAGGGGUCACCGCUAUAUCAGCUCUGCAGUCAGACGACUCUUUUUUGUAUUACAACGACGAGCAAGCAACGAACAUUUGGAGUUUUUACACCGGAGCAACUCUGAAGACACUUUAAACUUGAUCUCAGUUCGUCUCCCGCAGUCAUGGCACCGAUUUUACUGAACUGUAUGGGGAAUGACCCCAAUGACUAUAUCAAACAACACGUCCAAGUGAAAAAUCCCUACUUGGACGCCAUGGAGGAGGAUAUUCUCUACCACUUGAGCUUGAGCAACAAGACUCACAACCUUCCGGAAAUGUUUGGCGACAUUAAGUUUGUGUGUGUUGGUGGCAGUGCCAAUCGCAUGAAGGCCUUUGCCCAGUUCAUCCACCAGGAGCUGCAGCUGCCUGGAAACCCAGAGGAAAUGAUUGACAUCUGCGAGGGAACUGACCGCUACUGCAUGUACAAAGUGGGACCAGUGCUGUCUAUAAGUCACGGCAUGGGCGUCCCCUCCAUCUCCAUCAUGCUGCAUGAGCUCAUCAAACUGCUGCACCAUGCCCAGUGUCGUGAUGUGGUCCUCUUUCGCCUCGGAACAUCCGGUGGAGUCGGCCUGGCUCCAGGGACGGUGGUCAUCACAGAUAAAGCGGUGGACUACUCCUUCCGCGCCCAGUUUGAGCAGGUGGUUCUGGGCAAAGUCAUCACCCGGAGCACUGAGUUGGACGAGGGGGUGGCCAGUGAACUUCUGCAGUGCUCCUCCGAGCUCCAAAGCUUUCCGUCAGUGAUCGGAAACACCAUGUGCACCCACGACUUCUAUGAAGGUCAAGGCCGACUUGACGGAGCGCUCUGCUCCUUCUCUCACGAAGAAAAACUGGAAUAUCUGAGGAAAGCGUACGAAGCUGGAGUGAGGAAUAUUGAAAUGGAGUCCACCGUAUUUGCUGCCAUGUGCCGUGUCUGCGGCCUCAAAGCGGCUGUGGUCUGUGUUACACUGCUGAACCGCUUCGAUGGAGACCAGAUCACUUCCUCUCACGAUGUGCUGGUGGAGUACCAGCAGAGACCUCAAGUGUUGGUGGCCCACUUCAUCAAGAAGCGCCUGGGACAUGUUGUCUGAGACGUCUGCACCUCCCGUCCCAACCCCAGCCUGCCCAAAAGAUGUAUAUAGCCUUGAUUGAGAUGUGGAUAUGUAUAUAUACUGUACUUGUUAAUAUGUGUAUUAGACACCUAUUUAAUACAUUGGUAAGACGUUUAUGAUUUCACUGAUGAGCUAAAAUAAGCUAAGCUAUAUAUAUAAAUAAAUGUAUUGUAUCUCGUAAUAUUUAAUACUCUGUUGCUUAUAUGUAGUAAAUUUCUUAAUAAUGUCUUUAUGCCAACUUCCACUUUUAACUCAAGAAAUGUCCAGUUUUUCAGCCUCUCAUAGUUCUUUUGCCUGAUAUAAAAAAAAACAAAGCUCAUUGUCCCACUGGGGUGAGGAAUUGAUCUUAGAGAGACGAUUCCAAAUCAUAGGAGUUCAACAUGUAAUGGAGGUUUGUAUUUGCGCAAGGUUUUAAAGGAAAAAAAAAGAAAUUGCAUGAUACUGUAUUUCACAUUGGAUCCUGUAGAGUGUAAAACCUGCAAUAAAACUUAAUAAUGGUA
Molecule: messenger RNA, 1745 nt
Organism: Scophthalmus maximus (turbot)
Lineage: Eukaryota; Metazoa; Chordata; Actinopteri; Pleuronectiformes; Scophthalmidae
Gene: upp2
Product: uridine phosphorylase 2
Exons: 7
Coding region: 283-1224 (313 amino acids)
Biological process (GO): nucleotide catabolic process; uridine catabolic process
Cellular component (GO): cytoplasm; cytosol
Molecular function (GO): uridine phosphorylase activity
Source: RefSeq, a predicted model, not a curated record